UGACUUAUUAAAAAUGCAGCAUAGCCCCUGUCUGCUGCUUGUCAUCCAAUCAAAACAAAAUUAGUGCGUAGAGGAUAUUGGAACGUGUUCAAAGUUGUCUUCUCAAGUCCGCCUUCCACCAGCCUCUCUGGCUCUAAAAAGCCCAUAAUUUAUUGGGCCAUCAUCCUCAUUUCAUUGAUUCCUCCAUUUCCUUGCCAAGGGAGGAGGUGGCAACAACAACAAAAAUUCUUACCAAAAAAUGACUAUUCUUUAAAGAGUAUUUCGCUUUUUUCACCACCCACUCCUCUCUGACCCCCUCUAGUGGGACAGGUAUUAACAUGUUUACAGAGUCCCAUUUUACAGAGUUCUAGUUAGGAAACGCAGUUCAUCCGGGAGGAGAGGAAAUCCACUCAGGCGGACCGGUCCCCACUGGCCACCUCCCCCGAGGAGGGUGGGCGAACCUGCCGGAAUGGGUGAGGGUAGGAGGGUUGCCUCGAGAUGGAGACUUAAAGAUCCGGGGGCUCAGGCAGGGAGCGCAGCGGAAACCGGGGUCUGAGGCCGCAGGAAACGGGCAGUCUAAGAAUUUGCUAACCCUUUGGGACUUCCCUAGAGGUCCCAUGGUUAAGACUCCGCGCUUCAACUGCAGGGGGAGCAGGGUCCAUCCUUGGUUAGGGAACUAAGAUCCCGCAUGCCCCGCCGCCGGCCAAAAAAAAAAAAAAAGAGAGAGAGAAAAGAAUUUGCUGUCUCGUAGCACCUGCUGCUGUGUGUGAAAAAGUGCAAAGAGAGUGUGCCAGAGAAGCACCUGGAAAAGCGCUGGCGCGAGAUAAAGGGACGGCGGAGGGCUAGGUGUGGAUUGCUGGCAUGGCGGCGAUGAGACCGCGAGGUGGGCGAUCGUGAAGCCAGGUGACCGUGACGAGUGAGAGGGUCUGGUGCUGCACCUGUCACUGUGCUAGACCUGGUAGAGGAUGCUGCGGCAGGUGCUUCGCAGAGGGUUCCAGUCGUCCUGCCACAGGCUGGGCUCGUGCGUGAGCCGGCACCCGGUCUGUUUCCUCACCGUGCCCGCGGUCCUGACCAUCACCUUCGGCCUCGGCGCACUCAACCGCUUCCAGCCCGAGGGCGACCUGGAGCGCCUGGUCGCUCCCAGCCACAGCCUGGCCAAGAUCGAGCGCAGCCUGGCCAGCAGCCUUUUCCCCCUGGACCAGUCCAAAAGCCAGCUCUAUUCGGACUUACACACCCCCGGGAGGUAUGGCAGGGUGAUCCUCCUCUCCCCACCCGGGGACAAUAUUUUGCUCCAGGCUGAGGGGAUCCUGCAGACCCACCGAGCCGUGCGCUUCUGCCAGUUAAAGAGGCAGCACUUCAUUUCUUGCCCUAAACAAGCAGAGAAAACGCAGAGGUUUCAUCUUUAAGACACAGAAGACAAUUGCUUCUUUCAUUGGAGGAGAAGGUGUGGAUAAAUUUGGAAGGAAAAACUAAAGUAAAACAAUAUCAAAGGCACAAUUAUAUAUUUAUUAGAGGUUGGUUAGUUACUGGAAGGUGGAUCGUGAGCCUUCAGCGUUGCCAGGGACUUUAUUUCCCUUGCCAAGAGAAAUAAACACGUAGCUACCAGCAGCCUGGCUAGAAUUUGGUACUGAGUGUCCGUACUGAUGUAUGCCUGUGUGACGGUCAAUACUAAGCUUUGACUAUAAUUGUGAUUCCAUGAAUUUAUGUGUGACUGUAGUAGGAAUCCCACCAAUCACGUAUAUUUGUGUUUGCAUGCAAAACUAGCUGCUCCCUAGGUCUAAAUGGAAAUAAUCAUAUGCUACAUGCUAGGGUUGGUAAACUUGACCAUAAGCAAAUAGUUUAGGCUUUGCAGACCACACACUAUCUUUGUCAUAUAGUCUUGCUUUUUCCUUCUCUUUUCCUUUUUCUCUUUAUUGUUUUUAACAAUACUUUAAAAGUGAAAAAAAAAAAAAAAUCAACUCGCAGGCCAAACAAAAUCAUGCCAGGGGUCAGAUCUGGACCCCAGACCAUAGUUUGCUAAUCUCUGAAAUAGAAGUUUGUAUAUAAUCAGAGGGGUUUAUCUUCCUUUUUAACUAUUCUAUGACUUUAGUGUGAAAAUGUGUUUCCUCUUCAUUUUCUAAUCCCUUUUACUGUGCCCUCUAAGACUCAGCUUGCCUGGACACCUGACCAUUUGUUUUGUUUGUUUGUUUUGCGGUACUCCGGCCUCUCACUGU
Molecule: messenger RNA, 2192 nt
Organism: Aethalodelphis obliquidens (Pacific white-sided dolphin)
Lineage: Eukaryota; Metazoa; Chordata; Mammalia; Artiodactyla; Delphinidae
Product: patched domain-containing protein 4-like
Exons: 1
Coding region: 945-1385 (146 amino acids)
Cellular component (GO): membrane
Source: RefSeq, a predicted model, not a curated record